Messenger RNA from Lates calcarifer (barramundi perch), 825 nucleotides. RefSeq names its product trace amine-associated receptor 1-like. Gene Ontology annotation, cellular component: membrane. The record is from RefSeq and is a predicted model, not a curated record. Bases 1 to 825 code for a protein of 274 amino acids. Gene Ontology annotation, molecular function: trace-amine receptor activity. The transcript has 2 exons. Gene Ontology annotation, biological process: G protein-coupled receptor signaling pathway. NCBI's taxonomy places the organism in Eukaryota, Metazoa, Chordata, Actinopteri, Centropomidae.
AUGUGUGUAUUACUAUAUAUUUUCCUUGUAUUAUUGUCUGUUAUUACAAUAUGCGGAAACUUUCUUGUAAUAAUCUCCAUCAUUUACUUCAAACAGCUCCACACUCCUACAAACUAUCUUAUUCUCUCUCUGGCUGUGGCUGACCUGCUUGUUGGGAUUGUAGUCUUUCCUUUCAGCAUGGCAUUCUCUCUCAGCUCAUGUCUGUAUCAUGAAGGUUUAUUUUACAGGUAUUAUGCAGUGUGUCAGCCUCUGACAUAUAGAAGUAAAAUAAACCAUUGUGUUGUUGUGAUCAUGAUCCUGGUGAGCUGGGGUAUUUCUGCUCUAAUUGGAAUUGGUGUCAUAAUAGCUGGUUUAAAUAAUGAAAAAUGUGAGGACAGGUGUUUAAUUGAUGUUCUCAUGGCAAACACUAUUGGACCUAUUUUCUCAUUUUACCUUCCAGUGAUCAUAAUGCUCUGUAUCUACCUAAAGAUUUUCCUUGUUGCACAGAGACAGGCUCGCAGCAUCCACAACACAAACUGUCAGAGCACAAAGUCUGGAGCAACUGUCAGUAAGAUGGAGAGAAAGGCCACCAAAACUCUGGCUACUGUUAUGGGAGUUUUUCUUUUAUGUUGGACUCCUUUCUUUUUUUGCAUCACCUUUCUGCCUGUUUCUAAUAAUUCAGUACCAGUUCCUGUGAUUGAAACACUUAACUGGCUGACAUUGUCAAAUUCAAUGCUGAAUCCAUUUAUUUAUGCUUUCUUUUACAGUUGGUUCAGAUCAGCGUUUAGAAUGAUCAUUUCUGGAAAAAUAUUUCAAGGUGAUUUUGCCAACUCAAAACUGCAUUAA